AUGACUGACACUAUUGUAAGAAUGUUUGUAAACAAAAAUAAAACAACAUUAACGGUAGUCUUCGCGAAAAAGUUGAAUAAUCGUUUCGUUUGAAAUGAACUGGACCCCGGGCAAAAUCGUGGGCACGGUUAAACCAGCCGGGGCAACAGUAGCAGCGAUUCCAGUGGUGGCAUUUACACCGGUUCCCACUCCAACCAUCCUACCAACACAAAUGGUGGCACAGAUCUCAUCGGCGUUGCCGGUGGUACAACAGCCAUCCACCAGCGAGACGGUUUCAGUUAACGGUGGCCAACAGCAGGGAAGUAUCAGCGUUGGAAAAUUACUACAAGGAACCGUUAAUAGUUCGCAGCCUGUAGGGGCGGGUCGGAUCGUGGGUACAGUCAAAAUAGCCGGUAGUGAUCAACCGGGCGUGAGUUCGGAAGAGUUGACCAAACGCGCGAUCGACGAAAUCCACCGGGAUGUACGCAUCAACCGGGUACGCGCAUCCCAGGUCGGCGCCCUCGGUUGGCGUCAGUGUCCACUGAAGAAAACCAACAAACGUUUCCUGAGCCGCACGAUGUCGUCGAUCAUUCAGCACAACAAGCGGCAAGUGGUGCGUAAUUUUCAUUCCUCCACGCGGAAGCUCAUCGAGCUGGAUCAGCAGGAUGAGCUGCGAUACCAGCGGCACCGGCAUUGGGGGAAAUCGGAAACCGAGUCGGAACCCGUCACGGUUCCCGACGAUGGCGAGUUGGAGGAGGGAGAAGUGAGGGACUAGUAGGAUUAGGCAUGGGGAACUAUGCAUUUGUAAGACUUUGAAGAAAUUUUAA
Messenger RNA from Topomyia yanbarensis, 806 nucleotides. RefSeq lists its product as uncharacterized. NCBI's taxonomy places the organism in Eukaryota, Metazoa, Arthropoda, Insecta, Diptera, Culicidae. The record is from RefSeq and is a predicted model, not a curated record. Bases 95 to 754 code for a protein of 219 amino acids. The transcript is spliced from 2 exons.